UUCUCAUAAUUUUGCAACUGUCGCAUUACAGUAUCUGCUCAGUUGAUAUCCCGCACAUAAAUUUACUAAUUACUGCCGCCAGGCGUACUGUUACGUACAUAGGCAUCACGUAUCAACAACUGGGAUUUGGGAAUGAAGACCAGUUAUUAUUCCCUCGCGCCACAAUCCAUCGUGCUGGUGUUGUGGGCGUGGCUGCUAUCCCCGGAGCGCCGGUAUGCCUGUCCGACGAGUGUGCAGCGCGAAUGCGCCGAUCCCGGAUGCCAGUACACCAUCACGCAACUCGAGCAGCUCGUCCACGAGGCGACACGCAAUUCCCCGCCGACACCCAUUCGCCUGCCGUUUGACCGCGUCCCGCCCAUCGAGCGGCUGACCGUGGAACGGCAAAUCGUGCGUAUUGAAUCGGGUCAGCAGGCCCUUUUCGACUGCCCGCUGUACAACAUCCCGGUUACGACAUGCAGCACGACGUGCACUCCCUGCGCCCCAUCCCGCACAUGCCCGGUUUGAUGAUGGCCACCAUGUCGCUCUCCGUCCGCUACUUCCCCUGGAGCGCCACCGGCAGUCUGGUUGAGUGCGCGCAGGCGUGUGGUCGCCUGCAGGAGACGCCCACCACGCUGCGCGACAACUUCUGCACCUAUAGCUACCAGAUAUUCCAGUUGGUGGUGCUGCCGACGGCCGGCCAGCUGUUUAUCCACCCGCUGGCCAACGCCACGGUCCAGCGCCUCUCUGACGCCAGCUUCGAAUGCGCGGCCAACACCUUGCCUAACCAGCCGGUGGCCUUCAUCUGGCGCUUCAACGGCCACGUCAUCAGCGCCCCGGCUGAUCAUCCCCUUUUCGCGCUGGCUCGCACCCGCCUGCUGCGUCGUCAGGAGCAGCCGCGGCUGGCGGCGCAGCGUUUCCCGCUCUUCGGCAUCUCUUCAGCGGAGCAGUUCGUCUUCAGCGUCACCGCCAAUAUCUCGACCAACACGGCCAGCAGCACGCUGACCAUCAGCCAGGUGGAUCUCCACACGUCGGCACGCGUGGAGUGCUGGGUGCGGCCCAACGCCGACGCUGAUACGUGGCGCGUGCAGGCUGCUUAUCUGCACGUCUACAAAAUCACGAGUACCGGGUAGGAAAUGGCAAUGCCCGACGUGUAUCCCGUUGCGACUGCGUUCAGCAUAUAACAGCCAACUCAGAACUGUUCAGCUUUAUUCUCAGGAUUACGCUACCGGCAUCAUUUUUGCAACUUUUGCCGGUAGUCAUUAAAUUGGAUCUCCAAACGAUUUUUACCAGUUUCAAGAUAGUCCACGGACAAUGAUCCACUGCCGCUGGAACAAAAUGGACAUCACCGAUGACCCGGUGUAGAGAAAACGAGAAAAGUGCAACACCUACGAAAACAGUCACAGAUAAUCUUUCCAAUCCAUUCGCAUAACGUCUUCCACCGCUGAUCGCGGCUGAGAUGCCGCUAUCCAGCGCGUACAUCCCCUCUUAUUCCAUACAAUAUCACCGCCAAUUACGCGACUUUUCAUUUACAAGGGCGUCCCAGUACUAUAUUCGGAUGACCACCCUACAAAUUCGACGGAACGCAUCGGCAUUAGAGAUGUCAAAAACCGAACCGAAUCGUUUGUAACCGCGGUUAAACCGGUUCGGUUUGGUUCCUCGUUAUUUUGACCGCUACUUUUGUGCUCCAACCGAACCGUUGUAAUCGGUUAGGGUUAAUCGCCCGGGGUGCCCAAUACCUGAUAAUGGCUUUUACAUUUUACUAUAGCAGAAGAAAUGCUGCGUCAGUUUCUGUAAAUUUUGUUCUCUGUAC
Messenger RNA from Paramacrobiotus metropolitanus, 1789 nucleotides. RefSeq lists its product as uncharacterized. Bases 453 to 1109 code for a protein of 218 amino acids. NCBI's taxonomy places the organism in Eukaryota, Metazoa, Tardigrada, Eutardigrada, Parachela, Macrobiotidae. The transcript has 3 exons. The record is from RefSeq and is a predicted model, not a curated record.